AUCUGCCCUCUACUUAUGCAGAGGGAAAACUCCACUGCUUGUCCCUCCGUCCUGUGGAGCACGCAGAAGUGUCUUCUUGAGCUCUCCUUGGGAAAAUUCAGAAAUGUACUGCUUAACCAGACCACUUCAGUGGAGGCUGUAAUCAGGAAUAUUGCAAGCAAUGUGACUGUUGUCAUUUUCCAAGUACAUGCCCAGCAAAACAACGUGGUGAUAUCCUUCGAUAAGAAUCCCUCUGCAAACACCUCGGGAACUGGAGUAGACAAAGGAUUGGUUUCCAUUCUUCGGCCUCAGCAGACUGUGUGUACGUGGUACCUUCACUCUCUGGACACUAACCACGUGUUAAGCACUGCUAUCUCCAUUCCCUAUCUGGAGAAAGAUCCUGUUCCUGGAGGCUGCAAUCUAGAAUUCGACUUGGAAGUGGAUCCCAAUAUCUACCUAGACUAUACCUUGGUUGAUGUACACAUCAAGUUUGCACCUGCAAACUUGGGAUAUGCCAGAGGAGCAAACGCACCAUCGUGUGACUCGGGGACCGGCCAGAACUCCAGGUGGCGGCUGCGUUACGACGUCUACCAGUACUUUCUGCCGGAAAACGAUCUUUCCGAGAUGGUGCUCAUGAACCACAUCCGGAAGAUGGCUGAGGUUGACAGCAUCAAAGCUAAUGGCAUUAAAGUGCUUUCCCUGACAACGGAUGACAAGACCAAUGUCUACUUCUCCUCGCUGCCUGGGCAAGGUGUCAUCUACAACGUCAUAGUGUGGGAUCCCCUGUGGAAUACGUCUGCUGCAUACGUGCCUGUGCAUACAUAUGCCUGCAGCUUUGCUGACCUGGUGGAUAACUGCUCCUCUGUCAGCAAACUCUCUACCAAAAUAUUCUUCACUGCUCUUGCUGUUCUUGGUCUCUUCACUUGCUUUUUUGGACACAGAUUCUGGAAAACAGACUUAUUCUUCAUGGGCUUCAUAUUCACAGGAUUCUUCUUCUUUGUAUUCAUUACUAGGGUAACUGGCCUUGAUUACGAUGUGCGUCUUAUUUUGACCGCAGUGGCGGGAAUUAUUGGAGGGCUUCUCCUGGUUGCUGCCUGGUGGAGAUUUGGCUCGGUCCUCCUUUGUAUGCUGAUUAUUGGACUUGUGCUGGGAUUUCUCUUCUCCUCAGCYGUCUUCUUCACCCCGCUAGGAGAUUACAAAGUGUUCCGUGAUGAUGUUGUGUUCUGGGUGACCUUUUCCUGCGUGGCCUUGAUGAUUCCAGUGCUGUUUUUUGGCUGCCCAAGAACUCUGAACAUCCUGGCCUGCGGAGUAGUUGGCUCGUACUCGGUGGUCUUGGCCGUUGCCUGUUAUGUCUUCACAAGUCUCGCCUAUGUCACCUUAGAGCUGCUCAGGAGGAUCCUCAACGACUCCUUCAACAGAGCUUACACCCACGUGCCUUUUCAAACGAACGACUUCAUUGUGCUGGCGGUGUGGGCCAUGCUGGCCCUCACGGGAGUGACGGUGCAGCUUCGCCGGGAGAGGAGCGAGGUGCCCUUCCCGCCGCCGCCCUACCUCCUCUGGAAGCGCGAGAGGGAGCGCAGGAGCACCAACGUCCUGGACCCCAGCCACCAUCGGCCUCCGCUGCGCGAGCGCAUCCACAGCAAGCUCCUGCAGAUCAGGGAGGUCUUUCAGAAGGAGCAGCCGGCUGGGGAAAGAACUCCCUUGCUCCUGUGAGCGGCCGCAGAACUGGUGGGCGCAGAAGAAGAGCCCAGACCUGGCGUGGGACGGGGGAUCGUUGGCUUGUGGCACCCUGCUUGAUGGGAGCGGGGUGGCUGCCCGCCUUGGAGCGAAGCACUGACCUCUGCAUACACUACCUGCUGCCCCGGGGGGCUUGUCUGCGUGGCGGGAGGCCCGCUGGGCCUGCUGCAGCGCACGUGCGUCUCACUGCGCAGAGCUGGGGCCCUGGCUGGAGAGCAGGGCUCUAUCCUGGGGUCUAGCUUGGUGUUUAGGUAAGCAAAAUCCAAAACUGCACUUAAGGUAACCUGUAUGGAGACUGUUCUUCCCUUGCAGUGUGAGAAUCACUGCCAAGCUGCUACGUGACGCUCCCCAAGGUGAGCAGCGUGUCGGCUUGCAAGAGAAGAAGAGAAGGACCACAAACAAGAGGAGUUUUUAGCAGYAGCUGAAGUAAUAUUUUCAAAGAGGUACAAAACAGUUGGCUGCAGACUCUCUCUUUUUCCAAGAAGUAUUCCUGAACCUUGCAAGCUGCACUAAGUGACUGGAGUUGAACCUGCACUGGAUUAACUGUUGUGUGUAUGUGCACUGGGACUCAAAGCAGACGUGAUCUGAGAUGGGACCUUCGGCCUCGUUUGCAGUUGGCUCUGCAGCAAGCUGCCUCUCCAGGCUCCGUAGGGAAACAAGUGCUAACAGCCCACAGCUGGGCUCGCCUUCUUGCUCGCUUUCCGAGAAGCCUGGGGCUGCUUCCAAGUCUCUCCUCUCUCCCCUGUUGGCCCUGUAUGGCUGCUGCCAUCAAGUAUAACUGCAAGAAGCACUUUGUAGCCAGUGGCGAUCUCUUCCUGAAUUGGGUUGAAACACUAGCUAUUUUCUUUCUUUUAAACCAAUGACUCUUCUAAUUCUUGUCUCUGAGGCAGGAGCUUGCUGACUGAGUGCAUUCCUUUCUGCUUUGGACUGAAUUUGCCCGGAUGUGACAGGAGAUAGGGGAGCACCCUUGUGCUCUGUGAGGAACUACUGUCUUGUGUGGUGRCUUUAUUCACCUCCUGAAAACCAAACCAAACAAAAGCCUUUCUCAAACUGCAACCAGGAGCAGUGUGGGUUUUGCUCACUUACCUGCACAACCAGUCCCCAGGUUUCCUUCACCUCCCUUUUCCUCCUCCUGUCUUCCCAAGUCUGGUGUUCACCUUCAGUGGUUCAUGUCCACGCUGUGUCACACGUUACGCCUUGGCUGCAGUGUCAUGU
Molecule: messenger RNA, 2931 nt
Organism: Nothoprocta perdicaria
Lineage: Eukaryota; Metazoa; Chordata; Aves; Tinamiformes; Tinamidae
Gene: TM7SF3
Product: transmembrane 7 superfamily member 3
Exons: 12
Coding region: 16-1692 (558 amino acids)
Source: RefSeq, a predicted model, not a curated record